UCAUGCUGAUUGGCUCCCCCAAAUGACCACAGUGAUUGGGUCUUGGCUGAAAGUAGGUAAUCCUUGAAAUCUCUUGCUGCCUCCAAAUUCUGUGACUCAGAGACUAGAUGCUAGCUCGGCCUCUAAUUUUAAAAUGUAACUGCAAAGCUUGAGUGUACAGUGUUCACAGGGUUAGGGCUGAUGGAUCCAAGCACAUGGUAUGGCAGUGAGUGAAGUAAUGCAUAGCCCUUGUUCGUAGAGAACCCAUGGCUCUUGGAGAGUCAGGCUGCAUUGAGCUAACACUGUCCAGGACCCAAGAAAGAUGGCAAGGGGCUGGAAAUUUUUUCCACUUCUAGAAACACCUGUCUGCAGAAUGCUAGUGUAUGCCUGGUGGCUGGGCGUCAAGAUGGGGGUGUCUUGCUCAGAGGUCUAGGGGAACCUGGAGAACUCUACCAGGGGAAGUUUUAGGUGAAUGUGCUGGGGGCUUAUCAGAAGUGUAUUGUGGUUUGUGCAUGGCCGGUGUAUCCUUUGCUGUUCUUGAGAACAGACAGACACUGGAGCAGGCCCAGCCCUCUGUCAGCUCCCCAGCUGCCCUCCACCUGCAUCCUCUCCCUGCUCGUCCCUUGAUCCUGUUACCUGUCCCCUCCUGUGGUGUAGUCGUAUUAAGUAGUGCGUUGGCUGCUUCUGCAUUUACACCUUGCUUGUCAUUGUUCCCUAAGUUUGGUGGCUAGAGGGUUGAGCGUAAUUCUGUUGGUAGCUAUUAAAGUGAAAUUCCACAAGGUGUCCUGAUGUUUCUGCUGCAGGUUUGUCUCUUUAAGGUAAAUUUUCGGGCUUCUUGGAUUGGAGCCCUCUCACUGUUGGGUGGGGGAACAGUGAGAAAGAUAUAUAGGAUUCUGUUUAGUUAAAAUCAUCAGAAUGACUUUUUUUCCUUCUGUUUCAGGUUUAGUUGUCAUCUUUGAUGUUCGUACAUUGUGGCCGAGUUUCUAUAGUUUAGCAAAAAGCCAUGUAGACUGUUUUCCUGUGACGACCACUUUUGAGGUGUUGGACUUCUGUGCUAGAAGUGUCUGUGUGUUGUGGCAACAAUGGAGGUGUUCCGGGAGCUCCAGAAGGCAACAGCACGUUGGGAGUGCGACCACUGCAAUUUCAGAGGGACUGACUAUGAGAACGUACAGAUCCACAUGGGCACUGUCCACCCGGAGUUCUGUGAUGAGAUGGACACUGGUGGAUUAGGUAAAAUGAUCUUCUACCAGAAGAGCGCCAAGCUGUUCCACUGCCACAAAUGCUUCUUCACUAGCAAGAUGUACUCCAACGUGUACCAUCACAUCACAUCCAAACAUGCAGCCCCAGAGCGUUGGGGUGACAAACCCAAACACGAGCUGCAUGCAGACGUAGACCCUGUGAAAAGCCCCCCUCUGUCUGAGCACCAGAAGACGUCCUCUCAUUCUGCAGAGCUGAAGUCGGCACCUUCCCUCUCCCUCGAACCACCGACACUGGGUCCAAACUUGUCACCAGAGUCACCAAAGUCUCCCCUGGAGCCUCCAAAGCCUGGGCCUGGCGUUUCUUCUGACUCACAGACGCCUCUGCCCUCCCCUGUGUCUUCUCCUGAACUGCCAAGGCCUGGCCCUGCACCUUCCCCAGAGCCACAGAGGCUUGGCCCAGUCUCCCCAGAGCUCGUCAAAUCUCCUCUCGUUAAUCCCAAAGCCCAGAAGCAUUCACACUUCCCAGAAACAUUGGGGCCACCGCCAGCCUUAUCACCUGGAUCUCCUGUUCUGAAUGCCUCUCCUGAGCCUUGGGGCCCUUCCCCAACUGCCUCGCCUGAGUCUCGAAAGCCAGCCCAGGCUGCUUCUCCCGAGCCCAGGAAGCCAUCCCCAUCUGAGUCUCCAGAACCUUGGAAGCCAUUCCCUGCUGUCUCCCCAGAGCCCAGGAGGCCAACCCCAGCAGUGUCACCAGGCUCCUGGAAGCCAGGGCCUCCUGGGUCCCCUAGGCCUUGGAAGUCCAGCCCCUCUGCCACAUCUGGGCCUUGGAAGCCAGCAAAGCCUGCACCAUCUGUGUCUCCUGGACCUUGGAGACCAAUCCCUUCUGUCUCACCUGGACCCUGGAAGCCAACUCCAUCUGCAACCCCGGCCACUUGGAAGUCCUCUGGGUCCUGGAAAACGCCCCCCACAUCUCCCGAGUCAUGGAAGUCUGGCCCACCAGAGCUCCGAAAGACAGCCCCUACCCUGUCACCCGAACCCUGGAAGGCAGUUCCCGCAGUGUCUCCUGAGCUUUGCAAAGCAGGCCCACCACCGUCUCCUGAGAUCCGCAGUCCGGCAGCAUCGCCAGAGCUCAGGAAACGGUCAGGGUCUCCAGAUCUGUGGAAGCUUUCUCCUGAGCAGCGGAAAACUUCUCCUGGUUCACUGGAUUUUCCUGAGUCCCAGAAGAGUUCCCGUGGUGGUUCUCCUGAUGUGUGGAAGUCUUCCUUCUUUAUUGAACCUCAGAAACCCGUCUUCCCUGAUACCAGAAAGCCUGGUCCUCCUGGCCCGUCUGAGUCCCCUAAAACAGCCUCGGAUAUCUGGAAGCCCAUCCUGUCCAUUGAUACUGAGCCCAGGAAGCCUCCUCUGUUUGCCGAGUCCACCAAGACGGCGCCUCCGGCUUCUCCUGAGCUGCGGAAACGGGCGCUUUUCCCAGAGCCCUGGAAGCAUAGUCUGUUCCCUGAACUUCCCCGCUCAGCCCUGUUCUCAGAGUCUCAGAAGGCAGCUGAGCUGAGUGGUGAGCUGCAGGUAGAUGCCAUCAGUGAGCAAGAAGAACUUGUAGCUACUCCUAAGAAGCUCUUGGAAGAUACUUUGUUCCCAUCUUCCAAGAAGCUCAAGAAAGACAACCAGGACAGCUCGGAUGCGGAGCUCAGUAGUAGUGAGUACAUAAAGACAGAUCUGGAUGCAUUGGACAUCAAGGGGCAGGAGUCGAGCAGUGACCAGGAACAGGUGGAUGUGGAAUCUGUGGAUUUUAGCAAAGAUAGCAAAAUGGACCUGACUAGUCCAGAACAGUCCAAAAAUGUACCACAAUUUACUGAAGAAAAAGAGGCUUUUAUCUCUGAAGAAGAGAUUGCAAAAUAUAUGAAGCGUGGAAAAGGAAAGUAUUACUGCAAAAUUUGCUGCUGCCGUGCUAUGAAGAAAGGUGCUGUUUUGCACCAUUUGGUUAAUAAACACAAUGUCCACAGCCCUUACAAAUGCACAAUUUGUGGAAAGGCUUUUCUUUUGGAAUCUCUCCUUAAAAAUCAUGUAGCAGCCCAUGGGCAAAGUUUACUUAAAUGUCCACGUUGUAAUUUUGAAUCGAAUUUCCCAAGAGGCUUCAAGAAACAUCUGACUCAUUGCCAAAGCCGGCAUAAUGAAGAAGCCAAUAAGAAGCUCAUGGAAGCUCUGGAGCCGUCUGUGGAAGAACAACAGAUCUGACUCCCAUGGGAACGUUUGCUCCACAGACCUGCUGUCAGAGCUGUUCUUCAAAAUUGUAGCUUGUUGGGUAGUUAGGUGGAUUGGUAGUUGUACAAGUGUGUGGUAUGCUGUAUUAAUGGUCCAAGUAGUGUUACAAAGAGUAAGCAUUUGAUUGUUUUUAUAUGCAUAUACAUACAUCUAUACAUAUAUAUAUAGUCUGGUUAUGUGGCUAUCUUGUAAAUCAGCACAUUUCUACCAUGUCUCAUAGAUAAAAUUCAUUUCUCAAGUGUAUUUGAAUGACAGGUUGGGUAGGCAUUCCAUUUAGUAACCAAGAGCAAGCAGUGCUCCAGACCUCUAGUUAAAUUGGUGUAUCAUUGUGUGUCUGUGGAAGUGAUUUCAGAAAGCUGAAAGAAAGCUGAUCUGAUUCAGAAAGCUGAUCUGCUGGGAUGGUUAAGAAUCAGGCAUGAAACAAACUUGAGGAAAAUGUUCCCAUACAUGUAUUUU
This is a messenger RNA of Ochotona curzoniae (black-lipped pika), 3890 nucleotides long. It is a transcript of the gene CHAMP1, whose product is annotated as chromosome alignment maintaining phosphoprotein 1. Gene Ontology annotation, cellular component: nucleoplasm; spindle. Lineage: Eukaryota; Metazoa; Chordata; Mammalia; Lagomorpha; Ochotonidae. The record is from RefSeq and is a predicted model, not a curated record. The transcript is spliced from 2 exons. Bases 1062 to 3407 code for a protein of 781 amino acids. Gene Ontology annotation, biological process: protein localization to kinetochore; protein localization to microtubule; sister chromatid biorientation.